Messenger RNA from Cryptotermes secundus, 2003 nucleotides. RefSeq names its product glucose-6-phosphate exchanger SLC37A2 (gene MFS16). Gene Ontology annotation, cellular component: membrane. Bases 166 to 1815 code for a protein of 549 amino acids. The record is from RefSeq and is a predicted model, not a curated record. Lineage: Eukaryota; Metazoa; Arthropoda; Insecta; Blattodea; Kalotermitidae. The transcript has 14 exons. Gene Ontology annotation, molecular function: glucose 6-phosphate:phosphate antiporter activity. Gene Ontology annotation, biological process: transmembrane transport.
UCACUUGUAUGACGAGGUGAUUAGUUUGACUAGUAUGACACAUGGUACCACGUUCAUUGUGUUGGGGGAUGUCGAGAGCUGGUGAUAGGUGUAAGGGACCAACAAUAAGUUUUAUCUUAUAACUCUCUUAGAGACAAGUUUAUUCAGUAUUACUGUGUGUGUAAAAUGACGUUUCAAACUAAUGAUGGUGUACCUGUGGGAAUUAGUCUCAUUUGGAAAGUUAGUGACAGUUGUUGUCCAAGGGCAUUUGUUAACAGAACAUUUUGGUACCGUGCAAGUGUGUUCAUUUUGACAUAUGCAGGAUACACUUGCUAUCACUUAUCACGUAAACCAAUCAGUGUGGUGAAGAAUGUGUUAAAUCAGAACUGUAGUGAUUAUAAUCCACCUCCUGAUUUAAUCAUCAAUGCCACAAAUAAAGACAAUUGGUGUGACUGGGCACCGUUUGGCGAUAAAAAUGCUGCUACACUAUUGGGAGCCUUAGAUUCAGCUUACUUGUUCUCAUAUGCAGCCUCUAUGUUCCUUAGUGGCUUUUUAGCAGAACGGACUAAUCUGCGAUACUUUCUUGCACUUGGUAUGAUUACGUCUGGACUUUUCACCUAUCUUUUUGGCAUAGCAAAGUCAUAUGGAAUUCACUACAUGUGGUACUUCACACUUAUACAGAUCUUGUCUGGUGUUGUUCAAUCAACUGGAUGGCCUGGAGUUGUUACAGUUAUUGGAAAUUGGUUUGGCAGAAGAAAAAGAGGUAUUAUAUUUGGUCUCUGGAACUCUCACACUUCAUUGGGAAACAUUCUUGGUUCUCUAAUAGCUGGUGAAUAUGUGGAAGGGGACUGGAGUCUUUCAUUCAUUGUGCCAGGUGUCCUGAUAGCUGGUAUGGGAUUUGUGAUAUUCCUUUUCCUGGUUGUCAGGCCAGUUGAUGUGGAUUGUCCUCUACCAGACCAGGUGUCUUCAGAGCGAUCUGUUUCUCAAGGGUACGAGAGGGUGUCCACAGAAGAACCUCAGGAUGGUUUUAUGAGCUAUGAAGCUGACAACACAGAGAGUGUAAUAGAUGAGGGAAAUGCAUACCAGUCUUGGAAGUAUGGAAACCAUCAUCAGCACAACCAUAGCACCCAGGAAUUGACACGACGAUUGCAAAGGGAAGACAGCCAAGUUACUAGCUGUCAUUCUCCAUCAGAGAAGCCUAUUGGAUUUAUAGGGGCUCUGCAAAUACCAGGUGUUGUGGAAUACUCGUUGAGUCUGUUUUUUGCAAAACUAGUGAGCUACACAUUUCUUUAUUGGCUUCCACUUUACAUCAAGUCAUCAACCACUCUGAGUCCUGCAGAGAGUGCACAGUUAUCAACAUUGUUUGAUGUUGGCGGGAUUGCAGGGGCUAUUGUAGCUGGUGGCAUCAGUGACUAUAGUGGCAUGAGUGCCACAACAUGUGCGGGCAUGCUGUCUCUGGCCAUACCCAUGAUGUUUGUAUAUGAGGACUGUGGUACUGGUGGUUAUGUGACGAAUGUUGUGCUGCUGAUUGUGGUGGGAUUUCUAGUGAAUGGUCCAUAUGCCCUCAUAACUACUGCUGUUUCUGCUGACCUUGGAACCCAUCAUUCUCUCGAGGACAAUGCUAAAGCUUUGGCAACAGUGUCAGCCAUUAUUGAUGGAACUGGAUCUAUAGGUGCUGCUGUUGGACCUCUGCUGGCUGGUGUUGUGUCCAUUGUGGGUUGGCAGUAUGUGUUCUACAUGCUGAUGACAGCAAAUGUCCUUGCUCUGCUGUUCCUCACCCGUUUGGUGAAACGUGAGAUCCACAUCUCAAGACUCCGGUGGUUGCUAUUAUUUUAAUCAUAGCUAAGAAGAAAAAGUAUUUUAAGUUUUAAGUACUGUCAUUUUACAUUACUAGUAUUUGAUUGAUUGCUAGUCCUGUAGUGCUCAAGUGUGUCAUUCCUGAACUCCCUUGCAGUGUUGCAUUUUAAUGUUAAGUGUUUCCAUUUAAGCAAGUGGGCAUAUGAAAUAUAUUUUAAUUUGAUCUA